This is a messenger RNA of Varroa destructor (honeybee mite), 4206 nucleotides long. RefSeq lists its product as uncharacterized. NCBI's taxonomy places the organism in Eukaryota, Metazoa, Arthropoda, Arachnida, Mesostigmata, Varroidae. The record is from RefSeq and is a predicted model, not a curated record.
AAUUUUACUAUACUGUGACUAAUUAUUAGUAAAGGUGUUUACCAAACCAAUAAUGUUGUAAGGGAUGAUCGAUAUUACUAAUGUAUGUCAUAUUUUAGUGAUAUCGAUCAAGAAGAUAUGAAAGCUCAUCCUUUCUAAAUAGCUUUGUCAAAUAUAGCAUUGUUCUCACAGUUCUGUGAUUCGUCUUUUAUAAUCCCACUAGCUACGAUGUUAUAUAAAGCCGUUCAUUUUAUCCCAGUAAAAAGCAUAAGCCCUUCAUGGAAGAAAAAAUUAAUCAGGCUAUUGGACGUGAUCGAAUUGUUAAUUUAUGAGAUAAAUGCACCUACACUCCACGUAGACAAAUAACACGCCACGGAACACCCCAUGUAUUGUUAAUCGAUUACAUUAACACAUCAAAAAACCUAACUUACAUUUACUAACAUGACCUACCAACAAGCCCGAUCUACGAUGAUACCAACUGUUUGUUAUUGAUACAUGGCAAAUAAAUAUCAUCUGCAAGACUGUUUAUCGUUUUUCAGGUGCCUCAUCGAGGUUCCUGUUUCAAAAAACAUUAACUUUAAUUAAUAUCGUUAACAAUGUCAAUGAUGAUACAAUUACUCAUGGUAAUGGUGAUGAUAUAACACCGUUAAAAGAGGAAGUACAACAAAAACAAGGCUAUUACUUUUAUCAACUGCACGCUUCAUUCGAAAGCCCGUGUCUAUAAAACACGAAGUCUAUGUGUCAUAUGGUCUACUAUCCUUUUUUUUUUUAUAAAUCAAUUCAAAUAUUUAAUAACUAGGCAUCUACCUGACCAUUAAAUUAAAAAAACGAAACGACGUUUAUAUGCAUUUUCCAGCGUGGGCUAAUAUGUAGUGUACAGCUGAAUGAAAUACGUGUGAUGUCAUUUUAUAUAGAAGUAAUACAGCAAGCCACACGAAAACCGACUAUGUUAUAGCCAUAUAUUCCUCAAGUUCUAUUUAUGCGACGAGACAGAAAUGUACAUUCUAUAACUUCGCUCAUCAAUUCAGUAACUUUACUGGAUUUGCUCAAUUUUCAAGCUUCAGUCAUUUAUCUGCAAAUUGCCGGCAUGUGUUACACAAGUGAUACUGCAUAAAUUCGAAUAUGGCAUUCUUUCGCAUAGGUCAAUGUCAAUACUGUGGAAAUGAAUAGUGGUGAUGACUACGAAUUUCGUGAUCCGAUGGCUGAUGGUAUGGAACGCUUAAAUAUUGAGAAAGCGAAUCGCGGAAGAGGUGGGGGACGAGGCACGAAAGUGCUCACUUUUCCGGCUUUUCCUUCCGGCGGAAUCAUACAACCAUUUGCUGAGCAAUCAGAUAAUCGUCGGGCUAGACGAGCUGAGUCCGAUAGCUCCUCGUUGGCAUCAAGGAAGGCUGUAACUGCCCAAAGCGACGCCCUCGGUGAGGCUGCACCAAGUGCAGAAAGGGCGCUUCGACAACUCGGCAAAUCCGUCUUCUCUUCCUCAACAACAACAACAACAACAGCGGCAGCUAAAACAGAAGCUACUUCGCCACAAUUAUCGCGAAAACAAGCAUCUAUUGUUAAUACGCGAUUGCGCAAACGAAAACAGGGGACUCAGGUUAACCAUCAUCACAAGAAGCCACAGCUAUCUAUGAGUACCGCCUUGCCAGAAACCAAUGGUAAACCUUUUUAUGAACAGCGAAUGGCCAUUGCCCCAGCUAAGUGCUUACUAUCGGAAGAAGGAUUUCGCCGCCUUAGCGGGAUGUUAGCCGACCGUUAUGUAGAACGUGGGGCAGACGGUACCUACUGUGUUCAUCCCGAUCAAAAGCUUUUCGACGCGCAGAUCGCAGCUGCUAAAGGCGUCAAUGAGUUAAGUGAUGACCAGAUUCGUUAUCUAUUUUAUCGCAUUGAGGAUGAACUGCGCGAUCUCGCUGCCCACGGUCGAAGUAAGCGUCAUCGUUUGUUUAUGGCAGAUCGAAACGAUAUCCUGAAUUUUGCUAUGCCUUUUAACGAAUAUACUGACAGACAACGGACAUUGAUUCGUAACCUCUGCCAGGAUCACUUACGUAUUAAGAGCGGUUUCAAUGACUUCUACGUAAUGCAAGUCCUCAUUCCAGAAGCCUGCAUUAGAAUACAUAUGGAGGUCCACGGUACGACGUUCGAAGAGAGUGAUGGCUUCCUUGAUCCUGGACUGGUAAACCUCAAAGAAGCGAUUGAGAGCCUGGACGCAACUUCUCGUGAAGGUACUCAAGCAAAAAUCACUCUUACAUCGAUCCUGGGUAGUAAUGAGAACGAAAGAACAAUUAUGGGAACAGUCAAGUAAUAGUGAUAUAUCAAGUGCUGUAAAUAUCUAGGUAAUACAACGCACUCCUUCAACAGGAAGGGUCGUUUUAGAUCAAUUCCACUACACCCUGUGCAAUAAUCUAGCAUUAGCAUUUAUGUAUGUACAGCUGUGUAUAUGAUUUCCUGAUUUUAUCCUUUGUAAUGUGUACUACGUAACAUGUAUGGGAAAGGACUUUGAACUUCAGAGUUCUAAUUGUGUUAUAUGAAAAGUACAAAAAAUAACAUUUUAGGACGAAAUAAAUCGUCGCAUUGCUCUGCGGCAUAUGUCAUAUUAAAAGUGAGACUUGGGCUCUUAAUCUUUGUAUUAAACUACUCGAAAAAUUAUCAGAACAAAGAACUUUAACGAUGCUAUAAAGAAAAAAUCCUAAUAAUUUGCACUCUUAUGGAGCACAAUGUUUUUGAUUAGUUAAAAUUAAAAACUUUAUUAUGGUAAUCUUAUAGAUCGUUUCCUUUUUGGAAGGCACUUUGACAAGUAAAUUACAGAUUUCUGAAUAAAAUUAUUGCAACUAGGAUAAAAUUGUUGAGUUGCUAUUGUCUGCACAGUACAAUUGCAAGAAUUAACUGAGUCUGUCACAUCUCAGAUAAUUUGAAUUCUUGUAUCAUUGAACUGCUUGACUACAUGGGUUCUAUACAAAUAUUGUGCCAAAUAAUAACUAUUCCAUCUUAUAGAUGAAGCGCGGCUUGAUUUGAAAGUACGAGAAAAAAUCCGCGGAAUUGCUAUAUUUGCUGAUGUGAUUAGUGUACUUCUGAUUUUGAUACAUAGUUUCGGUGCAGUUAGUGUAACGGACACUUUUUUACAAACCACUAGCGAACCUGUGCUGGUUGUGUCAUGAUCAUAAAAAAUGAAACUUGACGAAUGUCAUGUGAUUGUAUAUCAUAUUCACCGCAUUUGUAACAUUCAGUUGUAACAGAAAAAAGAGGACGUCUUAUACAAUCGUGUGCACUGUCAAAAGAGGGUUUGUCAAUAAAUGUAUGACCUUAAUAAAAAAAGUGAGUUUUCUUAUUCGCUAGCUACCCUCAGAUGUUUAAAUAAACUAAUAAUUUACCAUUUCAGAUAGAUUUAAUCGUUUCAUAAUGAAUUGUGUGGCUUACAGAUGAAGAAUGUGACUUACUUUUGAACAGUAUAUAUAGAAAAACGGUUGUUUAUACUCGACAUACUAGUAGGCUCGAAACUAAUGACUUGCUACAAAUGUUAAGGCAAAUGGUUAUACAAGCAAAUCUAUUAGAUAAACCUUAAUAAUCAUGGAUAAAUAAAAAAUGCGGUAGUGCCAACAUUUCUUAAGCUGUUUUUUACUCAACGUGAAUGUGUGAUGUUCGCCAUUGGAGAGAACUCAGUGAAUGUGUUUUAAAAUAUUGACGGAUGAGGCGAGACUCGAAAACCAAAAUCUAGACAUAUCGUUGCAACAAAAAGCUCAUUUAUUAUAAUUGGUUUCGAUGAAGUCAUUCGCUUCUAGAGAAAAGGCACAGUAGCGGAUGGACACGUACAAUAUUCUAAGUUUUGCUUGAAUUGUCUUCGAUAGGACAGUGUAUUCCUGGCAAAAACUAAUUUUUUUAUAUAAGAAACAGACUCGCAUCGACCUUAUUUAGAAACUUCCAUGUGUAUUUUGUAUCAUAUAGAAUAGUUUAUUAAUUAAUCAGAUGAUUUUCAUUUUAAUACUAAACGUAACUUUAAAUUCGUCGAACAUGCUGGUUAUUCAGAAAAUUGUCGUCAAGCAAGAGUAAGGCUUUUGUGUAACAUGAUCGGAGUUGGAAAUGGGCGUGUGUGUGAGAAAAUAAGUGUGUUUAGGCAGUCGAUACAGACAAAACUGCCACAAGAAAAGGUACGCGCAAGAAAAGGUCAGUUGGCCCUAGUAACUGUUUUAGGCAACGUGGGUUGUAGCGAAACGUAAUUUCUGUAUUGGGACAUUC